Molecule: messenger RNA, 7306 nt
Organism: Drosophila subobscura
Lineage: Eukaryota; Metazoa; Arthropoda; Insecta; Diptera; Drosophilidae
Product: zinc finger protein hangover
Exons: 7
Coding region: 359-6589 (2076 amino acids)
Biological process (GO): regulation of transcription by RNA polymerase II
Cellular component (GO): nucleus
Molecular function (GO): RNA polymerase II transcription regulatory region sequence-specific DNA binding; DNA-binding transcription factor activity, RNA polymerase II-specific; zinc ion binding
Source: RefSeq, a predicted model, not a curated record
UUAUUUGGAAAAUUUUGCAGCGUCCGGACGUACGUCGAUCGCAUAAUUUGUCACUUUUAUUUUUUUUCUUGUGCGAUUUCGUUCUGCCUGCCAAACGCAGCGACCCAACUGAGGAGCAGGAGUAAAUCCGAUCGGCUCAAGUCGACCGAAUGGCGAAAUGAAGCGUGACGACAGGGCGAAUGUGCUCAGCGCAACGAAAAGUGGGCGCGAGUGAUACCGAGAAACAGAUUCGAUUCCCAAUUUGUCGCGUCGUUCUCUCGAGCUCAAGAGAUCGAAAACAACGCGAAAUAAAAGUGAAAACGUGCAAAAGGCACAGCGCAAACAAAUAACAACAACAACAGACUAAACUUUGGUCAAAAUGUGCGACACGGCGGCAACAACAACUACAACAGUUGCGGCAACUACAACGGUGGCAGCAGCGUCGUCGGUGUCUGGCCCUGGAACGAGCCAGAGUCAGGGAACGGCAGCGGCUACAGCAGCGACUGCAGGAGCCACACCGCCAGCUACAACCACAGCGAAACCCGAGCAGCAGCAGCGGGCGCGACAAAACUGCUGCCGCCUCUGCAUUGCCCCGGCCUCGGAAUGCAUUUCGAUCAUCAAUAGCUAUGCGGCCGACAAGGAGCCGCUCUCUACAAAAAUCCACAACUGUGUGAACAUCAAGAUAACACCGCAAGAUCGGCUGUCACUGCAGAUCUGUCACGCCUGCAUCAGCUACUUAAACUCGUGGCAGAGCUUUAAGAAUCGCUCGGUGAGCGCACAGAGCAAACAGCGUCAGUGGCUGGAGGCCAACAAGAGCAAGCUGCUCAGCUAUUUGGAUUUGAACAGUGCCGAGAAUGGAGGAGGUCAUCAGCAGCACCAACAGAACCAGUCACAGCAGCAGCAUCAGCAGCAUCAUUCGGAGAAUGACAUCGAUUUGGAGAAGCCAUCGGCCGCUCAAAUAUUGGACGGCAUACCAUCGCUGAAGAAACGCAAAUCCCUAACAGUCUAUCCACUGCCCGCUAUACCCAUCAAGGAUGAGCCCAUUGACACCGAUGAUGACUAUCAAAUGAAAUCGUUGGACGAAUCCGAAGACAUGGUCGAUCCCACAAUGUUCCUAGAACGCUCCGAGCACGAGGGCGAUAUACCACUAAUGACCUCCGACUAUGAUUAUACGGCACAGCAUGGUGUGAAUGCAGAGACAGCGGCCGCCUCGUUGCCGCCUAAUGCUGUGGCCAAUGUGGCCGCCGCCGGGGACUCGAAGGUGGCCAGCUGCCGGGCAUGCAGUCUUCAGUUUUCGACACGUGCCAAUGCCCGUCGCCACGAGCGGAAUUUGCACCCAAAUCUAUUCCAAUUGUCGACAGACUCGCCCAACAAUACGCCCAUCACAAAGCCCACCCCGGCACUGGCGGCAGCACUGGAGAUACAGCGUGCCGCCGCCGAGGCGGCCACCGAGGAGGCCAGCAAGGCUGCCGGCGCUGCCGGUGGCAAUAUAUCGACCCAAAAGUAUCGCCAGGUGGUCAUGAAUGCCUUCAUCAAGUGCGAGGGCGGCGGCUUCAACUACGACAGUCCCGAGCAAUAUCAGCCGCUGCUCACCCGCGACAAGGUGGAGUUUAUCGAGCAGAAUUACGAAUUCCUCGAGCAGUACCAGACGAUGACAUGCCGCUGCUGCGACAAAUACUUCACUACGUACAAGAACUUUAUGGCGCAUGUGCGCAAAAAGUAUCCGCUGUUGCCGCGUAAUCUCUGCUUCAACUGCCUCAAGAUGAACGAAUCGAAGGCGCUCUUCAUAUCGCAUCUCAAGAAGCGCAACUGCAUCAAUCUGUAUCGCGUGCUGAACGCACUGCGCGGCAAGCAGCCCAACUUCCAUCCCUCGACGUCUGACAUGGGAUCGUUUGGUGGCGAGACGAGCAACACAGCGAUCACCAGUCCCACUGUCGUUGUGGCGCCACUGCUGAUGGAUAACAGCUCGAGCGGCGAGAGGCCAGAGAAGCUGCGCGCCAAGGAGCUGCUGGUGAAUAAGCUUUACGAGUGCAAGCUCUGCCCGAAGGGUUUCCGCACCAAGCACGAGUUCCGCACUCAUGUGUACGACAAGCAUGCGGACGUGCAGCGCAAGGAUAACAAUUCGAUUCAGUGCAGCUUCUGCGGCCUGGACUUUGCCGAUCCCGUGGACAGGCGACGGCACUACAACAACAUGGACUGCAUUGUCCGCCUGCGCUGCAUGACGUGCGAUGCGAAAGUGGAGACGCAUCAGCGUUUCCUCGAUCAUGUCUAUCAGGAUCAUUUGGGUGGCAUCAGCAGCGACAAUGCCUCCACGGCGAGCGGAUUGGUCGGCAGCAGCAGCAUUGAAAACUCACCUGGCAAGCGGAGUCUAUUGGGCGCCCUUGGUAUUGGUGUUUGCUCUCCCGCCGAUGAGUCACGCAGCGGCAGUGCGGCAGCGGCAGCCGCAGGAGGAUCAGCAGGGGCAGCACCCAAUCAAACAUCAACGCCAAAGCCAACAUCGGGAGGUGGUGGAGUGGCGUGCACAACACCUGGCGGCAGCGGCGGCUCCCUAAAUCGUGACAGCGCACCCAAGUCGCAGUAUUUCUCACGCAUGCCACAGGUAUGCCCCAUCUGUGGGCAGCAGUACAACAACUACAACAACGUGCUGCGGCACAUGGAAUCGAAGCAUCCAAACAAACUGCCCGAAACAUACAAAUGCGUCCGCUGCGGCCUGGGCUAUCCACGAAUCUCGUAUCUCCGCGAGCACAUGAUCAAUGUGCAUGGCGUGGACAAGAAUCGCCAUUCCGGUGGCUUUGAGUAUAUUGUGAAUGCGGAUGCCGUCAAGCUGGCCGAUGGCAGUACACCGAACGUGUCCACGGGUCGCUACGACUACGUGAUGAAGGAUCUGAUGUCAAUAACAAAUGGUGGGACACUCGAUGACGACGAGGAGGAGACUGGCAGCGUGGCCAAGAAGAUACGCCUGGAUGAUAGCAGCAAUAACAGCAGCCUGGUGGGCGGCGUGGCCAGCCAGCAAAAGGAAUGCCCCAUCUGCAAUGCGCUCUUUAGCAACAAUAUUGGCCUGUCCAACCACAUGCGCUCCCACUACACGGCCUCGAAUUCGGUGAAUGCCGCUCUGGUGGCUGCCAAUCGCAUGACGCCCAAGUCGCUGACGAUAACCGCCACACCAGCCACAGAGACGGUCACCUCAUCGGCAGCCUCACUCGAUGUGGACGAUGAUGAGGGGAUUAUAGCGCUUGAGACGGCACAGAUAAUGGCCAGCGUGAAUGCUGCCAGAGCGGCUAGAAUUGCUGGUGCUGCUGGUGCUGGUGCUGCUGCAUCUUCUGUGCCGCCUGCCAUGGCCAAUCAGACGCCCCAGGAGCAGGCAGUCUUUCGUCGCAGCUUGGAUCAGGCGGCGGAUCGUCGCUUCCGGCGCAUGCGCUGCCGCAUCUGUCAGCGGCGUUUCAGCUCAAAGAAAUCGUAUCGCUAUCACAUGCUCACCGACCAUCAGGUGCAGAAUGUGCAGUUCAUCAAAUGCAAGCUGUGCAAUGCAGAGUUCGCCUACGAAAAGGGCCUGAAGGUGCAUCUGUUCAAGGUGCAUGGCCGUGCGAUCAAGGACGAGAUGAUUGUGAAGCAAUUCGAGUGCGAUGUCUGCUCGAUUGUGUACAGCUCGGAGCUGGAGCUGAAGCAGCACAAGAAGAGUGUCCAUAAGUUGACAUCAUCCGUCUCGGUGUCGGUGUCGGCAUCGGCAUCCGCCUCGGCAUCGGCCUCGGCAUCAGCCUCUGUCUCUGCCUCUGCGUCCACAUCCUCCAAAAUGGAUGACGAUUCCAUGAUGCUGGAGGAGAUGGGCGGCAAUAGAAGCCGCCACCAUCAACAUCAGCACCACAGCAGCAAGGCGUCUGGCGAUACGGUCGAUCAGUCCAUCAUUUCUGGUGCGGCUGCCACAGCCACAACGACGCCGCUGUAUUGGUACCAAUGCAAAUACUGUCCCUCUAACUUUAACACCAACAAGAAGCUGGCCAUCCACAUAAACUCGCACGACGAGUUCGACUCGAAUGAUUAUUCGUGCAAGGACUGCGGCAAUGUCUACAGCGGCCGCAAGAGUCUUUGGGUUCAUCGCUACAAAAAGCAUCCGCAGGUGCCCGACCCCAUUGAGUGCACGCUGUGCCGCAAGGUGUUCUUCGAUCAUCAGAUGCUGGACAAUCAUACGCCCACCUGCAACCGCAAGCCGAUUACCGCCACUGGGGCGCAUCAGCAGGAGCUGCUGACGCAGGCAAAUCAAUCGCAGGGUCGUGCCAUAUUCCGACACAAGACUGGCGACGAUGAUGAUGAGGAAGACCUGCAGCAGCAUCCGCAACAGCUGCAGCAACAGCAACAGAGGCGUAACCAUCAGGAUGCAGGCGAUGCAGUGGCAACAGUGACAGCAGCAACUGCUGCAGCGGCAGCCACAUCGAGUGGUGGCGGUGGCGGCAGUAGCAAAAAGAUGCGCAUACCGGAGGUGGCAUGCACCAUUUGUGGUGCACGCUUCACCGAUCAGGAGCACUUUAGCAAGCACAUACAGAAGCAUGAACAGGAUCUGUAUGUGGAUAACCCAUUGGCGGCAAUGUUCGAUGAUGGGCCAGCGGAUGCGGCACAGUUCAAGGUCGAGGGCCAGAACGAGAACGGGGAAUAUGCGUGCGAUAUGUGCACGAAGACAUUCCCCCAGGUGAUUGCACUCAAAGUGCAUCGCAAGUGGCAUUUCAGAGGUGAUAGCAAGCAGAACCACAUCGACAGCGAAGCGACGAAUAUCAACAACAACAACAACAAUUUGGUGAACAACUCCACAUCGAUGCUACGGGAGCUGCAUGCAGUGGGUCUGACGCCCAAUCAACAGCAGCAGCAGCAGCAGCAGAGCCAACAGCAGAAUUCCACGUCCACGCCGAACAACAACAACAACAGGAGCAGCAGCAACAACAACAACAACAGCAGCAGCAGCAGCAGCAGGAGCAAAUCGAUGAAACGUAAACGUGAAUUGAAAUGCGAAUACUGCCCAUCGACCUUCAUCAGUAACAACAACCUGCGACGACACAUGUAUGAGCUGCACAAGCAUGAGGUGAGUAGCCUGCCAGCACCGCCAGUGAUUGUGGUGGAUGAGCCGCUCAGCUGCCGACGCUGUGGCGACAUUCAAUUCGAGACAAAAGAACUGUGGAUCGAGCAUAAGCUGGCCGAUGCGAAGGUGGUGCGACCCUUUUGUCCCUUCCAAUGGGGCUGUGACAUGUGCGGCGAGUACUUGUCGCGCAAAGAGAAGCUCAUGAAUCACAUCAACAAUCAUUUGAAGGAGGAUGUCAUUGUGCCAGUGGCCACACAAGCGGCCAUUGACAGAGAACGUGCAGCAUCAUCAUCGUCAUCCUCAGCAGCAUCAUCAUCCGAGGCAACAACAUCGAAAGCAAAGACAUCAGCCUCAGCAUCAGCAUCCGUGUUGGUUGAGCAGAAGCCAUCCGGCGCAGCGUUGCAAAAGAAAACGGAAGAGAAUGGUGGACUGGAUGCAGCGGUGGCGACAGCGGCAGAGUCGGUGAAGGCAGGCGAAGAUGAUAGCGAAAUGGAGGAUGUCGACAGCUCAGACGCUGAUGAAGAAAGCUCUGGCACAGGGGAUGAGGAAGACGACGAUGAUGAUGAUGGCGAAGAGGACGAUGACGACGACGAUGAUGAAGAAGAUGAGCUGCAGGACGACGACGACGACGACGAUGAUGAUGAAGAAGAGGGUGAGGGUGAAGAUGAAGAGGGUGUGCCCCCACCAACACCUGCCGCACAAUUGUUGCAACACAAACAGCCACAACAACAACAACAACACAAAGCCAAUAGCAAUAAUAUUGACAGCGUUGAUGAUCUCGUCGAGGAAGUGAACAGCUCUGAUGAUGAGGAGCCCGAUGGCGAAGUAGGGAGCGAAAGUCAAACCCAAAGCGACGAGGACGAUGAAGAAGAUGAUGAAGCUGACAUUGGUGAGGAGGAGGAGGAUGAGGAGCUGGGUUCGGCCCAGCCCCUGACUAAUGGCAAGUCGAAAGAGCAUAAUGCGACGCCCCAACAGCAAAUGGAGCAAAUUUUGCCCAGCUCUGACGAGGAAGGCGAGAACGAGAACGAGAACGACAACGACAACGUAGAGGAAGAUGGUGGCAAUGCAGAUGGACAUACAUUGGCCAUUGAAGACAUUAUUGAAGAAGAAUAUGAUGAAGACGAUGAUGUGGAGGAGGUAUACGAUGAGCAGAAUGCUGAUGGUGGUGCCACAUCGUCGGUAUCAUCCUCAGAGAGCGAAUCAACAUCCUCGACCACAUCCCAUUCGCAUUCAACUGGUGAGCGGCGUAAGAAGGCUGGCGGCGAUCAGUCGUCGAAUCCCAGCUUCACCUGUGAUCUCUGUCAACUUUGUUUCGAUUCCCAGGAGCUUCUACAGUCUCACAUCAAAAGUCAUUUUCGCAAUGGCCCAAAAAUCUCUGCCCCACAAGCAACAGCCACAGCAGCCGCAACCGCAACGGCAACGGCAACGGUAACGACGGUUGCAACGGCGACGACUGUUCCCAGUAGUUGUAACAACAAUGGCUCGACAAAUUCCUCCUCAAAGCACUCUCCAGCAGCGGCCAGAGGUGGCAGCAGUAGCAAUUGAGGGGAUCAUCAUGGGUACUCGUAUUAUCACAGUCCAAAGAUCGUCCACCAUCAACCUCGUCAGAGUUGCCACUUGAACCAACUUGUACAAAGCCAGCCAGCUAGAGUCAGGAGCUGUGAAGAACCCAGCCCUUUUCCUCCUCGCCCCCAUCAGCGUCAUCUUCAUCAUCUUAAAAUCCAUCUUCGCCACACAAAAACACAACAUGAAGAACCAAAAUCAUGCAAAAUGAUCGUCAGAGAAAAACGCAUUCCAUGUCCAUGCAUACAACAAGCAGCAGCAGCAGCAGCAGCAGCAGAUGCAACACAUUUAUGUAUAGAGAGAGAGGGAGAGGGGCGGGAUUGCGUGCGUGUGUGCCAGCCACCACAUAGUAGAGUUUAUUCUUGCUUCUAGUCUUAAGGCAUACCUUAUACAACAUAAUACAUAUACAUUUAUAUAGAUUUAUAUAUCAACGUAAACUAUCUAAGAGAAAUAAGAUCCUUUUUUUUUUUACAAUGUUGAACUAGUUUUUACGCACGCACGCACGCACGUACACACAAAAACACACACACACACACACGAAAGAGCACUGGGGGGUAGGACGCAUAUUCUAGCUAUAAGAUUUUUUGCUUAGAUAACCUACUUAUAUAUAUAAAAUAUAUAGCGUACAGAUAUAAGCAACUACAUAUGUAGGCAGAACAAACACCUCAAUUAUUAAGCAAACGUUUAUGACUCACCAAA